This is a messenger RNA of Paramecium sonneborni, 561 nucleotides long. Lineage: Eukaryota; Ciliophora; Oligohymenophorea; Peniculida; Parameciidae. The record is from the annotation of a GenBank genome assembly.
AUGAUAAAAUUGUAAGAAAUAGAAUAAAUUUAAGUUCAAAACCCGGACGUUUAGUAUUAAUGUUGACAGAUAGAUAUGCAGAGAAAAAAGCUUUAUUAAUAAAGGCAAAUGAGGAAAAAACAAAAGUAAAAAAGUGUUUAAUUGGUUAUGAUUAUAUAUUCCCAAAGGGUUUGGUAGUUAGAAUUCAAAGAUAUCCUAGAAAGUUUACAAAGAGAAUGGGAUAAAAAUAAAAAAGUAAGAGAACAAUUUUAAAGAUUUUUAUAAAGCAAUUAAAUCUGAACCAUAUAAUGCCAACAACAAGGUUGGGAAUGAUUCUAUAGUUGAAAUAGAUAUAAAUUAGAAGAAUCAACAUUGAAAGAAGUAAGGGACAGAAUAGAGAGAGUAAAGGAAUAAGAAUUGAAGAAUGUUGAAAAAAGAAAAAAAUUAAGAAAGAAUUUGAGAAAAUACUUGACAGAGAAAUACAAAACAUUACCAGUAGGAAGUUUUGCAGAUAAGAAAGGCAUAAUCAAGAUUCCAUUAAAUUAAGGUUCUGAUAUAAGUGAUAAGUAUAAAAAGUAAAAG